Molecule: messenger RNA, 1638 nt
Organism: Epinephelus fuscoguttatus (brown-marbled grouper)
Lineage: Eukaryota; Metazoa; Chordata; Actinopteri; Perciformes; Serranidae
Gene: trim35-13
Product: tripartite motif containing 35-13
Exons: 6
Coding region: 53-1459 (468 amino acids)
Molecular function (GO): zinc ion binding; protein binding
Source: RefSeq, a predicted model, not a curated record
AUGUGGGAGGGGCCUUGAAUACUGCCUUCUCAUCAAAGCCCAGUGAAAAAGAAUGACCACCCGGCGUGCUCAUCUUGAGGAUGACCUUUCCUGUCCGAUCUGUGGACAUAUUCUCAGUCAGCCAGUGGUGCUCACUUGUAGACACAGAUUCUGUAAAGCCUGUCUGAAAGACAGCUGGGAGACACAAGGCAGCGAGGGUUCGCACCACUGUCCUCUGUGCUGGCGCCAUUCCUCUAUGGAUCAAAUUGUGGUGAGCACUCUGCUGGAGAGGUCCUGUGAAUCCUUCAAGAUGAACAGAAGCUGGAAUGACCCAGAGGCUUGUAGGGAGCAUGGAGAAAAGCUCACAUUGUUCUGUUUGGAGGACUUGGAGCCGAUCUGUGGUUUAUGUGGGAAAGCAGCUGCACACACUGGGCACAGGCUCUAUCCCAUCAGAGAAGGUGCUCAUGACUGUAAGGAGGAACUGAAGAACGCGCUGCUGCCUUUGAAAGAGAAGUUGCAGCUGUACAAGAAGGCGAAAACGGUCUGUGAGGAAAUAGCAGAACAUGUCAAGCACCAGGCUGAACAUACCGAAACACAGAUCAAGGAGGAAUUUGAAGCCCUUCACCGUUUCCUGAAGGAGCAGGAGGCUGCCAGGCUUUCUGCUUUAAAGGCCGACGAGGACCAGAAGAAUCUGAUGGUUACUGAGAGGUUUGAGGAGAUGAACGAUGAAAUAGCAUCUCUCUCCAACACCAUCAACUUAGUGGAGCAGGAGAUGAAAUCUCAAGACAUCCCAUUUCUUAAGAAUUACAAGGAAACAAUUAAGAGAACCUGGCGACCUACCCUUGAUCCAGAGAUGAUCUCUGAUGCUUUGAUUGAUGUGGCCAAGCACCUGGGCUCCCUGAAAUAUAAAGUGUGGGAGAAGAUGAAGAGAGUCAUCAAAUAUAAUCCUGUGAUUAUUGAUCCAAACACUGCAGCCAGCUGCUUUGUCAUCUCAGAGGAUCUCACACAUGUGCAGAACUCUACCCAGAUUUUCAAGCUGCCGGACAACCCUGAACGAUUUGACAUCAGUGCUGAGAUGCUGGCUGCUGAGGGUUAUACCACUGGACGCCACAGCUGGGAUGUGGAGGUCGGGGAGAACACCUACUGGGUGGUGGGUGUAGCCAGCGAGUCCAUCAACAGGAAGGGCAAGCACGUGCUGACACCAGCUGAGGGAUUCUGGACUAUAAGGUUUCGUAACGGAGAGCACAAGGCCUGCACUGCACCAUGGGAGCCACUGAACAUGACUAGGAAGCCUGAAGUGAUAAGAAUAGUUUUAGACAUGGACAGAGGCAAGGUGACCUUUUACGACCCUAGGGAGAGAUCACCUCUGUACACCUUCACAGAGGUCAUCACACCCAGAGCCUUUCCCUACUUUUGUACUGCCUGCAAAGAGCAUCCACUGAAAAUCCUACCCACGAGGAUACUCGUGGCAAUGGACUAGUGAAUGGACUGAUUUGCAUUGGAGACACAUCGCCAUUAUUUGUGUAAAGAAAUGAAGGGCUGUAACUGGGAUAUUACAGAACGGCACUGCCAUUUUUUUAAUGAAUGACAUGAAACAGAGAUGUUUUAAAAUAUUUAAUUUGAGUUAGCUUCAACAAAAAUGUAGUCUCGGAGUGGAUC